Molecule: messenger RNA, 168 nt
Organism: Cokeromyces recurvatus
Lineage: Eukaryota; Fungi; Mucoromycota; Mucoromycetes; Mucorales; Mucoraceae
Exons: 2
Coding region: 1-168 (55 amino acids)
Source: RefSeq, a predicted model, not a curated record
AUGGAAGUAUGGAGCAAUGAAUUUGAAGAUCCUUCAGCAAUGUCGAUUGUUCCCGUCAUGCGCAUUCACUCUCCUGUUGGCAUUAAACUUGAUCACCUUCAAAGUAUCAAGUCUUUUGUUUUUGCUGAUGUAGAUAUUUAUGAUCGAUUAAUGCAUUCUCAAAGGUAA